ACAAUCUGCCAGCUCUAUUCACUGGCUUGUGUGUGGAAUAAAAGCUGUGAGGGCGCUUGUAGUCUGUUAAUCAAUCUUUGAUCAUUGAAGAAAUAAAGUCAGAAUAGCAAGCCUUGGUUUUGGUAAAUUGCAUGACAGUAUUAGGUCUAGUUUCAGAAGAAGGAUAUACAUUAUUGUCCUACAAUAGGUUGGUUUACACUGAGUGUUGGGCAUUUAAAAGCUCACCAGGUACACUGAGGAGCAUUUGUAUCCUGCAGAGUGAGUGAGACUGAACAGCAUCAUAUAUUAACUGUUGUUGGCGGGGAGGACAUUUUUAGGAACCAGCGUACCUAGCAACCUCCGUCAAACUUGUGAAGGGUCAGGUAGACCCUGCUUUGUUCAAAUUCUCUUCUUUCCAAGACAUGCAGCGAAGUGAAACUUGUGAUUCAGGAUUUAAAGAUUCCUUAAGUUCUGAAGUAAGCCGUGUGGGUACUGAUAGUUUUGACAGCAAUCAACCAGAGUCUGCGUGCCAAAAAUCUUCAACCAUGAAAGACGGACUGAAGUUAAACCCCAAUGUUGACAACACUGAAGUCAUGAAUGAGAAGCCUCUGAAGAAUAGAGUAAAGACAAAAUUGCUUGCACUCGAACUUGGUGGGCUACCGGACGACAAGUUGCUUGGUCUGAAACGCAAUUCUUCUAAUUUGAGCUCAGACUCGGGUUAUAGUAUUGAGCAUGUGCAGAUGAAGAAGGGGGUGGGGCUACUUUCAGGUGUGGCCUUGAUUGUUGGCACCAUGAUUGGUUCGGGAAUUUUCAUUUCCCCAAAGGGCGUACUUGCUGGCAGUGGAUCAGUAGGUGCCAGCCUCGUAGUCUGGGCCUUCUGCGGCCUGAUUUCUCUCCUUGGAGCCUUGUCGUAUGCUGAACUCGGCACCAUGAUCACAAAGUCCGGCGCAGAGUACGCCUAUCUGCAAGAGGCUUUCAGUCCGAUGCACCGAACGCUGGGACCCGUGCCCGCUUUCCUGUUCGCGUGGACGUCAGUCCUUAUCCUUAAACCAGCCUUGUUUGGCGUAACGUCAAUGAGCUUUGCUGUGUACCUAGUUCAGCCUUUCUACGGCGACUGCGUCCCUGGUGACCUGAUUGUCAAGAUGGUGGCUGUGCUUUGUUUAUUUUUCAUCACCUUCAUCAAUGCGUAUAGCGUUUCCCUGGCAACAAAGGUUCAGAACUUCUUCACCGUUAUGAAACUCAUCUCCGUGGCGAUCAUCAUCAUCGGGGGCAUCUACAUGCUUGUAAAUGGCAACACAGAGAUACUGAAGACAGGUUUUGAGGAUACCGAGCCCUCCUGGUCCAUGAUUGCUCUUGCCUGCUAUGAUGGUCUCUGGGCAUAUGACGGCUGGAAUAAUCUCAACUAUGUCACUGAAGAGUUGAAGAACCCUCACCGUAACCUGCCCCUGGCAAUCAUUGUUGGUAUCCCGUUUGUGACCAUCUGCUACAUCCUGAUGAACAUCUCCUACUUCACUGUGCUUUCCAAGUACGACCUACUGAUGUCCACUGCUGUAGCCUCGUCAUGGGGCGAUGUUGUACUAGGCGGUGCAACCUUCAUCAUCCCCAUUGCCGUCGUGUUCUCUGCCUUUGGUGGCUGCAAUGGAAACUGCUUCACUGGAGGACGAGUUAUGUAUGUAGCAGCUCGCGAGGGUCACUUGCCGGAAGUUUUCUCCUAUGUCCAUGUAAAGCAACUCACACCUCUACCCUCCCUGAUGGUCUCUGUCUUAGUAGCUAGCUGCCUGGUACUAUUUGGGGAGAUUUUCCAGCUGAUCGACUUCUUCAGCUUCACCGCCUGGUUCUUCUACGGGCUCACUAUGGCUUGCCUGCUCGUGCUGCGCUACACACAGAAGGAAAGACACCGUCCAUACAAGGUUCCGAUCAUAAUGCCUAUAAUUGUUCUGCUGGUGUCUAUCUACCUGGUGGUUGCGCCCAUUGUCAACGACCCAAAGAUUGAGUUCCUGUAUGCUUUCCUGUUCUCCGUCAGUGGCAUUGUCUUUUACGUACCAUUUGUUGUGUACCAGAAGAGGGUCAAAUACAUGACAAAUAUAACCUGGUUUCUACAGAUUGUAUUGAUGGUGGCGCCAAGUAAAUAUGUACCAGUGGAAUGAGGCUUCUAGACAUGCAAUGUAGGCUCUAAGACUUCUAUUACACUUCAGUGAUCAGCAUUUCACAUCUGGAUGCAGGGUGUUUCUUUCUAACACAUUAGCUAUUUGCAUUUGAUAACAGGAUGCUUGGUGUUUUCGUGAAGGCUAAUGGCAUUUUACAUCCUGGUGUUUACCAUUUUUGCAUUUCACAUUAGCAAUCAGCAUUUGACAUCAGGAUGUUUGGCAAUGUUCCAUAAAACAUAAUUAUCUGCAUCAGGAUUUCUGGUUUCUUUGCAUUAUGUUUUGGUAGUCAAAAAAAUGAAUUUGCAGGUUUUGGAUUUUUUUUGCCUUAUACAUGAUCAGUCUGUAUGCCUUUGAAAUCUGUAUUUUUGGAGCAUUUUUAUUACAAAACAUUUAAAUGCAUUUGACAUUCAGAUGUUUGUAGCACAUACAUAGUUCUUAUCAUCGGCCCAUUAUAUGGAUCUCUGACAUCAUACGUAAAUUGCACGAUGGCCCAUAAACAGGGCUGAAAGUCUCUCUACCCUAAAUGUGGUGUCAUUCAACACAAAGCAUGCAGCGUUUUCAUUGGUUGUGUUAACAGUUAUUUAUUAUUGUUGGAGUGGGAGGUCUGGUUACUUGUUCUUUUAUGAUUGGCUAAAUGCAUUUUGUUUGUGGCAUAGUUGUCAUAUAUUUAUUUCCCUAUUUUUAUUUUGUUUUGAUUGCAAAAAGUAAAAGAAAUAAUCUACCUUAAGAAAAGACAUUGGAAAUAUUUAAUGCCAUAUGAACUUGUUAAAGUGAAUAUAGAUUCAGCUCUUUGUGUACGGUAGUUAUUUUGAUAAUAAUGAACUAAAGAUUGUAUGACUUAAUAAAUUUAUUGUCAUUAAUCAUAUUUUCAUUCUAUAAGGAUAAUUUUGACAACCUUUAACAAGGAAGCUAGAUUUUUUUAAUUAUGUUGUAGUUUUAUUUAUUUAGAUUUUUUAUGCAAAAUAGAAUUAUUGAUUUAUAAAUUGUAAUAGAUCUUCAUGAAUCUAAUGAUAGCAGUAUAGACUUUUCCACUAUGUGGAUGUAUACUUGUUGAAAACUGUUCGCAGUAAGUUGUGAUCUUGUCUCAAGUGGUGCCAAACUAUAUCCAUUGAUGUUAUGUUGUACUAUAAGCCCAAUCAGUAUUAUUUUAAUUUUAUUAGAAAUGAUGUAUGAUCCUACCACUUAGCUUUUUACCAUGUCAUCUUGUACAGCACACUUUUAAAUUGUACUUUAAAUUUGAAAAUCUAGAGCAAAAUAGAAAGGUGCUUCACCAUGCUCCCUUGUUGGUCCCCCAAUGCUGCCUUUCGUAGAUUGUCUACACUAAAACUUUUUAAAGUGUAAAGAUCUUUGGAAAUUUAAUGCACUUUUGCAAAUGAUGAAUGGUCAACAAAAACUUUCAACAUUAAAAUCUUCGUUACACUACUAAAACAAUAAAAUACACAUUCAGUGGAUUAAGCAAAUUUUAUCGAAAAUCUAACCGGUCACGCUGCCCAUUUCCAGCAUUACCAUGCACCUUUUUUUGUAACUAGAUCUUUCCCUGUUUUAAUAAUAUUUUAUUUAAGAGCCAAAUGUGUCUAUCAUCGUGAUAAGUCUUAUUGGCUUAAUGGACACUAUCAAUAUCAGCUGAGGUAAAUUGAUAAUAAUUAUUUCUUCCCAUGUAUUAUUGCAAACUAGAAAUAGAACACGUACAGUGGAUUUUGUCAUUUACUCUAUGCGGUUGUGUACUUGAAACUUCAACUUCUUCAAAACCUACAAAUAGUAUUCAAAUGAAAUGCAUUUUAAUUAAAAUAAAUAUUAAAAUACAUCUAACACAUAUAAGUGAUUUUAAUUGUGUGAAUAAAAUGUUUAAAACUAAAAAAAAACAUGAAGGAUCAAAAUAAUGAUUAUUUCAUGAAUCAUUGUCAUUUUUAUAAAUCUUAUCUAUUAAAUCAAAGUUUUAACUAUAUAUUUAGUCUUUCAUUCGUUUGCAUUUUCUUUAGCAUUUAGUUGUUUUUAUUGCAGUUCCCAAUAUUUAUAUUGAUCCAUCUUUUUCAAAUGAGCUUAACUUUGCUUUGGACAUCAAAAUAUAGUCAAAAAAUUAUUUUCAUUUUUUGCUGGAUGUCAGAAUAAUAUUUUAGAUGCGAGUUCCCAGCGUCAUAGUGUGCUAACUUGCAGUGACAGCGAUCCGAGAUUAUGUACUGGUAGCUCCUUCUUAUGUUGGACCUUUAUCUAUUCUCACGCUGCCUUACUAUUGAUAAAAAGGGUCACUGCGACUGGUAUUUGACACAAUAGUAACACCUGGUGCGGUGACCUUUACACACAAGAUUUUUACAUUUGUAGCAUGGAUUAUGGCAUAUUGGGAGUGGCCACAUGUGCUUAACCCAUUUAUGCCUAGUGGACUCUCCCAUCCUUCUAAAUUGGAUCAAUUUAUUUCCAAAAUUAGGGAUGUGUAGUAUAUUAAUUUCUAUAUUAAGAAUAUUUCUACAAAAAUUCCUUUAAGCAAACAGCACAGACCCCGAUGAGACGCCGCAUCAUGCGGCGUCUCAUCUGGGUCUAUGCUGUUUGCCAAGCAAAGCUCCAGAUAAGAUAUUUUUGAUCGAUAAAAGUGCGUAACCGGUUAAACAAUUCAUCAAGUUUAGUGUUUAGUGUAUAUUUGCCUUUUAAUAAAAAGUAAGGCAGUAAAAAUAACCAUGACCUCAAAACGGCGGCCCAUCAUGUUCUAGGUUUGAAAAAGGACUGCGGCUUCUGCAGGAAGUUACUAUACAUUACGAUAUGCCAAUAGAGAUAAAUCUUUUAAUAAAUGCUUCUAGAAUUGUUAAAAUAAUUUUAAGCUAUCUCAUUAUUGAAGAGGUUUAUAAUUGACUUACAUAGACCACAGGCAGUGUGACUUUAUUUUCAAUUGCACAAGCAUUGCCAUAACUUAGUUUAAUUGCGAAAUGAUGUUUGUGGUGUACUACAUGAAUACUAUUUGCAAGAAAAACCCAAUCAAGACAGGGAUACAACACAUGUAAGUUGAAUAUUAAAAAAAAAAAGAAUGUUCAUAACAGAAUAAAAAUUACUUCUGUUUGCAUUUAUAUUAAUAUUUAAAGAAACAUGCCAUGUACACAUGUACUAUGUCAGUUUUCUAUAGAAAUUGAAAAUACCCCUUAAUGUUCCUUAACACCCUUAAUGGCUAAAACAAAGGAGUAGAAUACUCUUUUACAAUAAUAUCAGGGGGUAAAAUACCCUUUAGACUAAAUCUUUAUCUGGAGCUCUGUUGCCAAGGCCUUUUUUCUAGACGCUAGGCAUAAAUGGGUUAAUUUUGAUGCCUUGUUUGUGGACUUUAUACAAUGGAGGUAUUUAUUGUUUUUCUAACUUGUUGCUCCAUACAUUACAUUAAUCUGAUGUUGUUUUUGUUGUAAAAAGGUUCAAAUAUAGGGUAAGAGGUGGUUUUGAAAUGCUUGGUGAAAAACAAAUAUAUAUAAAAUGUCAAUAAUUAUCAGCUAACAAAUGGUAGAUGAAAGUCAUGUUGGUUGUUGUAAAAUAAUAAAUUCGUAUGAAAAUUGAUCUUACUUGGGAUAAUGCAAAUAAACAAUCAUAAUUAUGGUAUUUGCUUUUUUGUACAUAUACCAACAUGCUUAUUGCAUUUCAUUAAUCGAUCAUGAACGCAUGUCAUUUGUUACAUAUUAUCAAAUUGUCUUUCAUAUUGUAUAUGCACAUAAAAAUUCUUCAAAACUAUUUAUGGUGUGUAAAAAUCAUUAUACAUAUGCAUCAAGUCUUAGAUAGAUGUUUGAACAUUCCUUUGAAUACAAACAUUCAGUGUAUAUUUCCUUGAAUUCUUUUUUAUUUAUGGAGCACCUACAUGUAAAUAGUAACUUCUUAAGAGUGUCUGGGGUUGCUAUACAUGUAUGUAAUUGUUCAGAAUAUUCUUAUUCUUUGAUAUCAGUAUUAUUUCGUGCAUAAGUAGAAAUACUUUUAGAACUUUUUGUUUGUGUAUUGCAACAAUUCAUAAAAAAUAACCUGUGUUACUGUGUGAAAUUAAAUAUAUUUCUUGCUUGUCCUCAAAAUGUUCGGUGCUAUUGCAUUGUAUAGAAUGACUUCAAGAAAGUAUAUAUAUACAUAAUUAUACAUCCACUGUUCUUAUUUUUUAUGAAUCAAGAUGUCUUUUUUAUGCUUUUUUUCAAUGGUUCAAGCAUGUUUGUUUUUAUAUUUUCUAUUCUGUUAAAGAAAUAUUGAUUAAACAGAUAUUAUAUUAACAUAUUUAUUUCAUCAGGAAAUAUAUAGUUACCUGUAAUUGUUACAUUCAGAUAAAUGCUUUAUUAAAACAAUUACUUUAUUAACACCCAUUUCUUGCACUGUCUGUUUCCAGAUUUUGAAAAUAUUAACUGCACUUUGAGCUUUAGGACUACUGUGCUUUUUAUUUGUGUAUAUUUGCUUGUGUUACUUUGUUGAUUGUUGAGACAAUAAAAAAUAAAGACUGUAAAAGAAAGUUAA
Messenger RNA from Dreissena polymorpha, 6578 nucleotides. Its product is annotated as b(0,+)-type amino acid transporter 1-like. Gene Ontology annotation, biological process: amino acid transmembrane transport. Gene Ontology annotation, molecular function: L-amino acid transmembrane transporter activity. Gene Ontology annotation, cellular component: membrane. The coding region runs from base 402 to 2126 and encodes 574 amino acids. The record is from RefSeq and is a predicted model, not a curated record. The transcript has 14 exons. NCBI's taxonomy places the organism in Eukaryota, Metazoa, Mollusca, Bivalvia, Myida, Dreissenidae.